This is a messenger RNA of Magallana angulata, 4472 nucleotides long. Its product is annotated as protein CASC3-like. The record is from RefSeq and is a predicted model, not a curated record. Gene Ontology annotation, molecular function: mRNA binding. NCBI's taxonomy places the organism in Eukaryota, Metazoa, Mollusca, Bivalvia, Ostreida, Ostreidae. Bases 27 to 3386 code for a protein of 1119 amino acids. Gene Ontology annotation, biological process: mRNA processing. The transcript has 12 exons. Gene Ontology annotation, cellular component: exon-exon junction complex.
GGUACCGCACGGGUUUUGUUGAGAAAAUGGCGGAUAGGCGACGGCGAAGAAAUUCAGAAGCCGAGAGCGAGGAGGAUUCACAAAACGAGCAGACGCAUGGUGCUAGUGAAAAUGUUGCAUCAACAAAUGACACUGAGAAGGGCGAGCAGAAACAAGCUGUAAAAAAGGAUAUUGAUGAAGAAGAGGAGGAAGAGACAGAUGAAGAGGAAGAAGAGACUGAUGAAGAUGAAAGUGAAGAAGAUGACGAGUCCUAUGACGAAGAGGAUGAAAGUGUUAUUGUGGAAGGAGAUGAAGGGAUAAAUGAAGAGAGACAGAGUGGAGAUGGAGAGGAACAGCCUGAUGCUGAAAAUGUUGACGAUGACGAAGACAAAAAGAAUCCAGCCUAUGUUCCAAAGCGGGGCGCUUUUUAUGAGCAUGACAUGAGAAUCUCAAUGGACGAACAGGAGGAGGACGACAAAAAACCAAAGAAAAAAUUGUGGAAAGAUGAGGGUAAAUGGCAGCAUGAUAGAUUCAAUGAGUCUAUGCAGGCUCCCAAGACAAGGGCAGAAUUGUAUAGUAUUUAUGGCUAUGACAUAACCAAAAGCAAUAACCCCCCAGAAGCCCCACCCAGGGGCAACCGUCCAAGGGGCCCACGAUCUAAACAAAGAGCCAGGUUUCAGGACUACAUACCUGAAGGAGAUAAUAUACAGAACAGGAACAGUUACAACAGUCUGAGGUCUGGUGGAAGACAGGAGUACGACGAAAACGGACGAGGUGGAAGAGGUUACCCCAGGCGAAGAGGAGAGGGAGGAAGUUAUCGAAGAAACAACAGAUACAGGAACAAUGACAGUUACUAUGACAACAGAAAUAGGAACUAUAACAGGUCCAAUCAAGGGGACUUUAACAGCCGUGAGGAAUUCCCAGAGCUAGGCUACAAGGAAAGGCCAAGGCGGUAUGAGGAAGACAGAGGCUACCAAAAUGAGAGAAGAAAUGAACAGGACUAUCGGAGUCAAGUUGAGCGUUCAAGUCAGGAUCGAGAUAACAGGAGUUAUAGGGAUGGGAGAAAUAGUUCAGAAAGGGAUAAUCGGUCGUAUUACAAUAGAGACAACAGGGAACAAGAUCAGUAUGAAAGGGGUGAUUAUGAUAACCGCUCAAGCAGGGAUAAUAGGUCAAAUAAUGAAAGGACAUCUUCUCCUAGAGAGGAAAGAGUGAGCCCAGAACAAGAAGAAAGGUCAUAUAAUGAUGGGUACAGACGGGGAGGGCGGGGGUCCAGAGGGGGCAGGGGAAGUAGGCGUCCGGCCAACAGGAAACCGGAGCCAGAUAGAAACUUUCCUCCAAGAUUCCAGAGAAUGAAGCAGAACUCUGGAGAGGGUGAUCUUCAGGGGACAGGUGAAGGAGUGGAGGAGUCCUACACCUCACCCCCAGUGUCCCCAGCAGAGGGUGGUAAACAGGGCUUCCCCCCACCACCACAGAGGGAGGGUCAGCCUCAGGCUGCCCCUGUAGCCGAGUCUGUGAUUGUACAGAAUGUUGGUGAGCGGAAGUCCUAUUCCAAGGAGCGGCGUGUGAAGUCUGGUCGAGGACCGGAGGAGCCUCCACCCAGUGUGCCAGAGGAGCCAGUGCCAGCAGAAACGCAGGGAAAACAAGAAGAUGCAAUACAGUCUCAGCAGUUUGACAACAAAUCCUACAGUAAGCAAGAACAGGGAGGUAAACCUAAGCGCUAUUCCUCUCAGCGACAGCGUAACAUGCCAGAAGUAGGGGGUUACACGGAACAGCCAAUAGAGGGACAGAAAUUCUAUCCUCAAGACACUGUAUUCAUCAAAGGACAUGAAAAUCCACUCUCAAACUUUUUCCCUUGUGCAAUCACUUGGGAUAGUAAUCAAUUUAAUAGCGCAGAACAUGCAUAUCAGUUCAGUAAAGCCAUGUACCAUAACAAAAAGGAGUUAGCUGAAGAAAUGAAAAAAGCAGACACUGCAAAUAAAGUCAAAAUGUUGUCAAAAAACAUAAACCCGUCGGAAUCCUGGAUAAGUAAACGAUGUAAGGUCAUGAAAGAUAUACUGGUCGAAAAGUUCAAACAGGUGGAGAAAUUCCGCUCAGCCCUUCUGGCUACCGGCAACAAACCACUCGCUCAUGAUGUGGUGAAUUUCUUCUGGGGCACGGGAAAGAACUUCAAAGGCCAAAACAUGUUUGGCAAGCUCCUAAUGGAAGUCAGAGACCAAGCGACGGCUCAGAUGUCGAGUCAGGCCAGCUUCUCCGCACACCCUACCCCUGCCAUGCUUAGACCCCCUAUAGCUACUGUGGCGUUCCCUAUGACUGCUGUGCCCAGCGGUACCAUGUCUACCCCUCAGCACAUCUUCCCUGGAUCCCAGCCAGCCACCAUGACAACACAAGUCCAAAUGAUACCCCCUCAGUACAGCAAUGCCGGAGUGCUGUACGCUGCCACUCCUAACUACCCGGUGCCUCCGGUCGCUAUGGCAGGCUUCCCUCCCCCUGGCAAUCACCCCCCACCAGCACUGGCCACCCAUCAGCAAGGCUACCCCUCACCCCCAGGAACACAGCAACCAUCAAUAGGAGCCCAGCAAAGUCCAACUCAGGCCACACAACAGGAACUGUUCCGGAACCAGACAAUAUAUUAUCCUCCAGAGUUACAAAUGAGAGGUUUUAGAUCAGCUCCAAAGAGAGCUAAAGCUGCCAUUCCCAUUGUAAAUCCAAAGGAAAUGAAAAACGAUCCAACCAAAGAAGUGAUGGAAGAUGAGAGUGCAUCACAAGAGGAACUGUACCAGGAGCAGGUGCUCCUCGAGGAACCUUUGUCCUUGGAGGAGCCAUCAGACAGGAAGGAAGUGGAAGAGGACAGAGGUUCUGAGGAGGACCAAGUGGAAAGCCCUGGGACUGGACAAACUGAAUAUAGUAUAUCAGAAAAUGUUAAUAAUUCAAAUAAUGUGGCAGUUUCAGAAGGAACGUCUGAAUCAUAUGAUAACACAGACUUGGGAAGUAAUGACAGUGUGGAAGAUACGAAAGUGAAAGAAGAAACUGUUCCUGUGGAUGAUCAGAUUAAUUCUGAAAAAAGUGGCAAACUUGAUAUGUCCUUAGAUGCUAGUGUAAAAAAUGAAGCUGUUGAAGAAAAUACUACAGAGGAAAAGUGUGAAAAUUUACAAACUUCACCCAUACCAGAGCCAGUUGAUCCAGAGUGUAAAGAGUCAGCAAAAGAUACUGUGGUCGAAACUAAUACGAAAGUAGACGAAGGAACAGAAGAGAAAGGUUUAGCAGUGGAGGACAAUGUGAAAACGGAAGGAGUGACUGAAGAAGAGGAUAACGCUAGUGAUGAGGAGAGCUUUACUGACGCCAAAGACGAGCUGGAGAAUGAAUCGAGUGCACCCACUACAGAGUCCAUAGAGUCCCCCAGUACCUGAGAGAAAGUUGUGUUGUUACUGCCAUAUGUGUACAAGUGUACAGUCAAUUCAGAUUCAGAUUUGUGUACUUAACACAUGUACAUGAUUUGGUUUUUAAAGUUUGUUGAAGCAAGUGUUGUUUUGCUUUCUGACUAACCUGUUAAACUGUAUCAAUCCUUGUUUUAAAAAAAGAAAAGAACACACCCGGUUGUAAUAACAUUUGUGCAAUGUGAAGAAAGACCUGUUGUUGCAAAAUAUGAAGAAAUAUUAAUCCUUGGAUUUGAUUUUUUUUUGGUUAUCAUUUGAUAAACAUAAUUAUACAUGUAUGGUAAUUGCAUUACCUAUUUUGAAACUGCAUGCAAUCUGUCAUAUCCAUUAUUAAUGUAAAUUUUCAAUCAACUGUACUUCAUAUUUCAGUGGCAAUUUAAAUUUGUCUUUUGAACUGGUUUGUAAAGAAAGACAGUGAUUUAUCAUGUCACAUAUCACUUAAUCAGUGUCAUCUCAUCUAUUUUAUUAAAAUCAAAGAUUGGUUGAUGUGAAAUUUAAAUGGCAUCCUUGCAAUAAAGUUUGUGUCCAUUAGAAUUGUGAGUGUAUUUUUGUUUUGUUUUUUGUCAGACAACAAAUACAUGUAAAUAGGUGUAAGACAUACACCUAGCAAAAAAAAAAUCUACUGUUAGAUUGUGCAUGUGUACAUUCAAAAGUCCAGGUUUAUAUAAGUUUGAAUUACAGCACUAUAAAUUGCUGCUUUGUAUUAAUGUGCAUGAGAAACUGAAAAUGAACAGUGUAAAAGGUGGGGACUACAUACCAUGAAACAUACAAUAUACCUUGAAAAAAUUGUACCGCAUCAUGUCCCUGCUUUACCAACUUAAGCAUAUUGCAAUAAUUAUUUCUCCUCAUUUCAGAUGAAAUGUAUUAUCGCUUUGUUAUCGUAUAAAAUUUUUAAAGAUACAUGCAUAUGUACUUCGACAAUGUUUUGUAAACAUUGUUGGUACACCUACAGUGUAUCUCCAAUUUAAUUUUGACUUUUUCACUGCUCAAACAUAGAAUAUUCUAAAUCAUAUGGUAUAAUGUUUGAAGUCUUUUUUAAUAAAAUUUAUUAGAUUUUUA